CGAGAGCCGGAGAAGGGGUGGGGCGUCAGCGGGGCUAUAACUGGCGACUCGGAGGUGUCGCCAUUGUGAGUUGUGCAGGCGGAGGCGGCUGGGCCGCCCGCAGCGGGAUGUCUGGGACGGGACCAGAGGAGACGCGACGCAGGCUCGGAACACUGAGAAUGGAGUCUAAACCUUCAAGGAUUCCUCGAAGGAUAUCAGUUCAACCCUCCAGUUCCUCCUCUUUAAGUGCCAGAACACUGUCUGGAAGCAGAGGAAGCAGUUUAACUGAUGCAUAUCAUACAAGAGAAUCUUCACUGAGACUGGAUUCUGGAUGUCAGGAAUCCAAUCUAUUGCAUAGUUCCAGUAGAGACUGGGGAAUUGGAGAAGCUCAUGAAACUCCUUGGAAGCUUACUAGUUCCUCUCCAACUCACUACUCGGGGACACUUGAUCGUCCAUGGUCUGGAAGAUUUUUGGGAAGCAGAAGCAGAUUGUCUACAUCCUCCUCCUCUCCUCUUUCAUCUACUUGGUAUGGUGAAUCUGAGAGAACUCAGGGAGCAUACUCAAGACUACAUAACCAGCAGCGGGAUAGUGAUUCAAAGAGACCUAAGCUUUCCUAUACAUCUACCUCUUCUGUGAGAAGUAAUGGCUUAAAUACAGUUUCAGAUCUUCAGGAUAGACCUGCCUCUUCAUAUGCACAGGGAGCAAGACCAAAAGAUAAUUCAUUGAGCACUUUGAGGCUGAAUACAUCCAUGAACCGCCAGUUGCCUUCUGAACAUGACUCAUCUUUAUUCUCUGGAGUCUCUAGCAGGAGCUCUUCAAGAUCUAACUAUUCUACAAGGGAAAUGGAAUCUUCCCAAAGGAAUAUACAGCCAGAGUUUACCCACAUUGCCAUUAGAGAUGAAAUUCCCUCCACAAGCAGCACUGAAAGGGUUGCGUCUCAAAGGUCACUCAGUGAGCCUCCAGCAGAUACUGAAGGAAGGCGUACAACUAGACAAUUACUAUCUCGUUUAGCUUCUAGUAUGUCAUCUACAUUUUUCUCACGGAGAUCUAGCCAAGACUCAUUAAAUGCAAGAUCAUCAGAUUCUGAAGAUUCAGGUGUAGUCCCAAGAGUUCAAACUUCUACCCAAUCUAGCAGUAAUGCAACUGCACGUCCUGAAGUUCCAGGCAUUCAGACACCUGAAGCUUCUCAGGGAUUUAGCUUUCUUAGACGAAGAUGGGGCUUAUCAGGUGUUUCACAGAAUCAUAGUUCUGAUUCAGAUGCUGAAAGUUACAGACAAGAGCCUGAAAGUAGAAAUACAGGAUCCUGGUUAUCGUCAUCCCUAAGAAAUAGAUGUACACCUCUCUUCUCCAGAAGAAGGCGAGAAGGAAGAGAUGAAUCUGCAAGAACCUCUACCUCUGAAACACCUGCUAGAUCACUACACCUCUUUAGGAGAAGAGAGUCUAGUGAAGAGACUCCUCUUGAAGCACAGAGCAGCUCCCCUGGGGCUGCUGCCAACAGACCACCAACACCAGCAGUAUCUAGCAGUCCUACAACUACUGCUUCCACAUCAGAUGCAUCUCACAGUAGAAGAAGUUCUGGAAUAUCAGGAAUUCUUCCUGGCUCUUUAUUCCGGUUUGCAGUGCCCCCAGCAUUAGGGAGCAGCAUUUCUGACAAUGUUAUGAUAACAGUAGAUAUUAUUCCCUCAGGUUGGAAUCAGCCUGAUGGAGAAGAAAGUGACAAGUCUAAAAUAUUACCUUCAAGAGAUCCUGAAAGACUCCAGAAAAUUAAAGAGAGCCUCCUGUUAGAGGACACUGAAGAGGAGGAAGGUGAUUUAUGUAGAAUCUGCCAGAUGUCAUCUGCAUCUUCUACCAACCUCUUAAUAGAGCCAUGCAAAUGCACUGGAAGUCUGCGAUAUGUUCAUCAGGAAUGCAUGAAAAAAUGGCUGCAGUCCAAGAUUAAUUCUGGUUCUUCUUUGGAAGCAGUAACUACCUGUGAGCUGUGUAAAGAGAAGUUGCAUCUUAAUCUUGAGGAUUUUGAUAUUCAUGAACUCUAUAGGGCACAUGCAAAUGAACAAGCAGACUAUGAAUUUAUCAGCUCUGGUCUCUACCUUGUAGUGUUGUUACACUUGUGUGAACAACGCUUUUCUGAUAUGCUGGGAACUGCAAGUGAGGCCAGCACACGUGUCAGGCUUCAGAGGAUGAGUCUGAAGACAGUGAUGCUGGCAGAAGUUUUGACACUGCUUAAUGCUGCAAGAGCCAAACAGAAGUGCUGCAAAGAUGCUGAACUAGCAAGAAAGUACCAUCAAUAUGCAUUUAUUUUUUGCUCUUUAGUAGAAAGCGCAUUGAAUAUUUACUAUAGUUUAACGCAUUACUGAACUCAUCUGUUGCUGCAUACCAGAACACAAACAAUGAAUCUGAAAACUAUUCCGCAAGGUGUGCAAGAGUUAGAUAUACAAUGCUGUAUCCCCUUUGAGAUGGGAUCUUAUGCCUUGUUUUGAAAAAGUAGAUCUUAAAUAUUUAAGGAAGUCAUAUCUCCCUUUCUAUUAACGUCUUACUGUAGUCAGUUAGAUUGCUGGAUUGGUCUAUCAAGUUUUUCUCCUAUAUUGGUAAUUGUGUUUUGGGGUGGCGGGACCCAUGUACUUAUAGCAUAAAUUUUCCUUUUAAAAAUGCUUAAGUUGUAGUUUCUUAUAAUCACUUGCUUCCAGUGUUAACAUAGGAUGAAUGGGUACUGUAAAACUACAGUGUUGAGUUUCCAAAUUUUAUUUGAAGAGUGUUAAACUCAACAGCAAUAAGAACUUGCAAGGGGCUUCUAUUAUUAAAGUGUUAAUGAUGGCUUUUUUAUGUACUGAUUUGGAAAUUUGAGAUUAUAUUUGAUAUUAUGUGGAUAUUCCAUUAAGGAAAUAUUGCAGCUGUAAACUCCUGCAUUUUGGCAUUCCUGGCAGAAAUGCAACUUGAUAGGAUUUAAAAUCUUAAUUGACCUGUUUAGUUUAAAAACCUUUUUUAGAUCCCACAUUCACUGUUAAAGCACUGGUUAUAUCAAUGUGUUUUCUAGUGUUGUCACUUCUUUAUAAAUAAAGAUGAUGCAUAGAA
Mauremys reevesii (Reeves's turtle) is the source of this 3048-nucleotide messenger RNA. RefSeq names its product membrane associated ring-CH-type finger 7 (gene MARCHF7). Lineage: Eukaryota; Metazoa; Chordata; Testudines; Geoemydidae. Gene Ontology annotation, molecular function: zinc ion binding; ubiquitin conjugating enzyme binding; ubiquitin binding. The record is from RefSeq and is a predicted model, not a curated record. The transcript has 9 exons. Gene Ontology annotation, cellular component: nucleus. Gene Ontology annotation, biological process: protein autoubiquitination. Bases 108 to 2333 code for a protein of 741 amino acids.